UAGUGGCACAGACGUUCGUUCGUUCGUAGAACGUCGUAUUUUCGCUGCCUCGAGCGAGAUCGAUCGAGAGGAAAAAAAAAAACAUUUCGAGUUGUGCCGCUUCUGUGCAUCGUUACAGCUUGACUGUAGAUAAAAGUGCAUUAACUAGAGGUGUUGAAUUUUUAAUCCAGGACAGCCGCACAAAAAGAGGCGAGAGCGAAGAUAUCGAAUAUUCGCACUAAUAAUCGAGUACACGUAUAGCCCAUUGUGGUGUGCAAUUUUAUUCAGUUGACUGGUGCUUUUUUGGAGCCGGCAGUGUUUUUGUCGCGAGCCACCAAUGCCGAGUGUGUACGCGAGUUGUUGGCCAGGCCGUAGCCACAGUUGCAGCAGUUACGUAAAAAGCUAAUCUACUGUGCGCGAGUGUUUUACGAGUUUGCCAUCGUAUAUCUAUACACACCGUCCACACCCUCCCAGUGAAAGUACCACAAACUGCUUCGAACUGUAUAGAACAUUAGUAUAAAAGUUUUGCCAAUUAGUUCUUUGACCUUUUGUUUUUGUUGGCGUCGUAUUGUUGAUCAGUGCGCGCGAAAGAAACAAUUGCGAUGCCGACGACGAAAGGUGAGCGCACGAAGGCGACGGACUUCAGCAUCGCAGCUAUAAUGGCCCCGCGAGGCCCCGCGUUCGUACAAAAUUACGCCAACGGGCCCAUUAUCCGCAACAUCAGUCCAGCGGCGGUACUCGAGUGCCCGAGCAAGCUACCCUACGCACCGAGCGGACCACUCAAUUUCGAGCAUCCAGGUUCGCGCACGUCACCCGUCAACGUAAUGGCCACAGCGACCGUGGUGGCAACGACGACAACGACGCCAACGACGAGCAACGACGAAUCGAUAAUCGAGGAGGAGAGCGACCGCGACGACCGCAGCUGCAGCAAUGGCCACGACGCCGAGAGUCUAGGCACCGACAAGUCCUCCGCCGUCGACGAGGACGAGGACGAGAUCGACAUCGACGUCGAGGAGUGCAGCAGCGUCGACGAGCCGCCGAAUCCCCUCAAGCGCCGAGCCACGGACGACAUCGACGAAGACGAGGCCGAUCAGCAGCAACCCCAGCAGCAGCAGCAGCAGCAACAGCAGCAUCAGUCGAGCAAGGCUAGCAACAAACAGAGCAGAGUGAAGAGCAAAAAGCGCAAAGUACCGGCGGCGCCGCUCUGCAACUCGGAGGAGCUGCGCGAGGUCCAGUGUCAUCUGGAAACCAAAGACCUGUGGGAUAAGUUCAACGACCUGGGAACGGAGAUGAUCAUCACCAAGACCGGCAGGCGCAUGUUCCCGACUUGUCGAGUCUCGUUCAGUGGGCUUCGCAACGACGCCCAAUACGCCGUCCUCAUGGAUAUCGUCCCGGUGGACAACAAGCGCUAUCGUUACGCUUAUCACAAAAGCUCGUGGUUGGUCGCAGGCAAAGCAGAUCCACCCGCGCCUGCUCGACUCUACGUGCAUCCGGACUCACCGUUCAAAGGCGAGCAGCUGAGGAAACAGGUCGUGUCCUUCGAAAAGGUCAAACUCACCAACAACGAAUUGGACAAACACGGACAGAUUAUCCUGAACUCGAUGCAUCGAUACCAGCCGAGGAUACAUUUGGUCAAACUUCAGAAUCACAACAACAAUAAUAACGGAAACGUACCCAUAACGAAUCUGGAAAACGAAGAGCACAAAACUUUCAUCUUUCCUGAAGCUAUUUUCACAGCUGUCACGGCUUAUCAAAAUCAAUUGAUCACGAGGCUAAAAAUCGACAGUAAUCCAUUUGCCAAAGGUUUCCGGGACUCUUCACGAUUAACGGACUUUGAUCGGGACCCGAUGGAGCUGAUGGAGCAGCAGUUGGUGCGCUGCGGCGUGCCCCCGGUGCGGCUGUACGAGCAGCUGGCCAUGGCCUCGGCGGCGCAGGGGCCUCCGUCGCACCAUCACUCGAGCCAGUCGUCUCCGCACCACCAUCCGCACCACCAGCAUCACCAGCCGCCGUCGUGGCUGGCCGCGGCGGCCGCGGCAGCGACGCAAUCAUCGACCGCCGCUCUGCUGCAGUACGCGAACGUGCGAGCCGCCGCCGCGGCCGUGGCCGUCUCGGCCGGCAACGGCAGCGCCAAUGGAGGUGGCGGCGCUGGCGGCGGCGCAGGCGGGGGGGCGAGCCCCUUCCCGGGCUACACUCCCUACCCCAGCCAGCCGGGCUCCACUUGGACGUCCUGGCAACAGCUGCAGGUCGCGCGCGGCGCCUCAUCGCCGCCCUCGGCGAGAUUCGCGCCCUACCACACGCCCACGUCGACGUCACCUAGCGCCAGUCCGAUACCGCUGCGGCUCUCGCACCCCCGCACCUCGGUCAGCCCCAAUUAAUCGCUGCGAUCCUAGGCUGCUUCUAUACUUGUACUGACGACUCGCACUUAGCGCUUGUGAAUCCCUUUUUUUUUGGGCUUUUCAUUACCCGUGUUUUUAUCGUAAACUCAAAGAAGCUCCGUUGCAUCUACGCGUGAAGGUAAUGCAACGAGGAUAGCGUUGUUUCGCGCGGACGAGUAAAUACAGUCAAAUUUGUAUAUACCAAGAUUAAAGGGACCGGAAAGAUCUGCUCGUUACGUACGAGUCUCGUUAAAACCGAAAAAUCUCACAUAUAUUACUUAACGUAGAAAUUAACCAACCAAAUGUUUCCGAUUUGCUCGUUGUAACUGAGCUCUCGUAUGCAAGCUCGCUAUUAAACGAGUUUUAAGCUAUAAACGAUUACUGAUCUCGUGCUGCUACUCGCAAUUCUAUAAAACGGAUUAACCAAGCCAAAGACUAUAAUGGAGUGCAGGCGUGGUUAACGAUAAUAUUUAUUCGCCAAGGCAUUAUAUAGAUAUUAUAAAAUGUAUGUGCGACGAGAGGUGCGAAUCGUUUUCGCCUCCUUACCCAUGCAUAGAAAAUUUAGUUCGAGACAUAGGUCGAUUCUCUUGAAAUUUCUCGAACGCCCGAUUUACACAUCGUACAUGCGACGAUUAUAUUUAUACAAUUUAUGUUAUUACAACAACAGAAAAACAUGAAGGAUAAAUAAAUGAAAGCGAUCACCAAGAAACUAUGUUAAUAUAGAUGUGUGUACGUAUGAGUGCGUGUGUAUGAGCCGAGGCCUACGAAAGCCCGUGUAUAUCUGUGUGGCGUGGUAGGAUAAUCUCAAGUGUUUUUCAACGAAGCUUUAAAAUAAACUCGACGACGCGACGAAAGCCAAAUUACCUCGACUCAUAGAGUGAUUCUUUUUUCGUCUCUCAUUAUUAUUCGUCGAUGUUUGUAUGAGUAGUGAACUCACUCUCUUGUUUAAGUGCAGAGAUUUUUUCAGUCGCUCCUAAAAGAAAUUAGCGUUCUGAGCUUUGCACGCGCAGGCUGUUGAAUUUUUGUUAUUUGUUAAGGUCAACAAGUUGUAUAAUGUUUUUUUUCUUUUUUUUUUCAUUGCUUUCAUCAUUG
Trichogramma pretiosum is the source of this 3446-nucleotide messenger RNA. Its product is annotated as T-box protein H15-like. NCBI's taxonomy places the organism in Eukaryota, Metazoa, Arthropoda, Insecta, Hymenoptera, Trichogrammatidae. The transcript has 6 exons. The record is from RefSeq and is a predicted model, not a curated record. Gene Ontology annotation, biological process: cell fate specification; heart development; positive regulation of DNA-templated transcription. Gene Ontology annotation, molecular function: RNA polymerase II cis-regulatory region sequence-specific DNA binding; DNA-binding transcription factor activity, RNA polymerase II-specific. Gene Ontology annotation, cellular component: nucleus. The coding region runs from base 582 to 2354 and encodes 590 amino acids.